AUGAAUCUCACUGAUCAAGCAGUUGAAACAGUAACACAAACACAACGUACUAAACCUCCUUUAUUACAUCAUGAUUCGAGUGGAGAAGCUGCUGGAAGUUUGUAUUCAUUUGAGACUGACAGUCGAUUUAUUGAAAAGCAAUUUUUGUUAUCGUGUGAACGAGGAGAUAUUGGUAGUGUACGAAAGCUUUUAUCAGAAGCUGUUCCCGGCUUUACCAUCAAUUGCGUUGAUCCAUUGGGAAGAAAUGCACUAUUGAUCGCCAUCGAAAAUGAAAAUAUUGAGAUGAUCGAACUAUUAUUGGAUAAUAACAUUGAAACGGGCGAUGCCAUUCUAUACGCGAUUGGAGAGGAAAACGUGGAAGCUGUUGAGAUUUUGGUUCAUCAUUUAGAAAAAAUUGAUAAAUUCGAUCCGGAGAACCAAGGGGUUGAAAUCAACGAACAUUCAGCUUUUACUCCUGACAUCACACCCAUCAUCCUAGCUGCUCAUAAAGAUAAUUAUGAAUGUAUUAAAUUAUUUUUGGAUCGUAAAGGUGUUGUUCCACAUCCACACGAUGUACGUUGUUGUUGUCCUGAAUGUGAAUUAGCACGCGAAGAAGAUUCGUUAAGACUAUCAAGAUCUCGGAUUAAUGCUUAUCGAGCAUUAGCUAGUCCAUCACUUAUAUGUUUAUCAGCUAAAGAUCCAAUAUUAUAUGCAUUUGAACUUAGUUAUGAACUUCGUAGAUUAUCUUAUAUCGAAAAUGAAUUUCGUAGUGAAUAUCAGGAAUUAUCCCAAAAAUGUCAAAAAUUUUCUGUAAAUAUGUUGGAUCAAGUGAGAGGAUCGAAAGAACUGGAGAUAGUCCUCAAUCACACAACAAGUGCUUGGGAAGAGGUAAAAUCACGUGGAUCUCCAACAACUGAGCAGUUAUCUCGUCUCAAGCUAGCCAUAAAGCUACGUCAAAAAAGAUUUGUUGCUCAUCCGAAUUGUCAACAACUACUUGCUGGUAUUUGGUAUGAAGGAUUGCCGGGUUUUCGUAAUAGGAAUAUCAUUUUUAAGUGCCUUCUGAUAUUUCUGGUUUCAUUAUCGUUUCCAUUACUUUCAUUAGUAUAUCUCAUCGCUCCACAAUCAGCUAUAUCCAGCUUUACAAAGAAGCCUUUUAUCAAAUUUUUGUGUCAUUCAGCUAGUUAUAUCUUUUUUCUUUUUUUGAUCAUCUUAGCUUCACAACGAAUUGAUCUAAUUGACAAUAUGUUUACUGGAGAAUCGGAAUUUGAUAGAAAAGAACGUCGUGGAACAACUCCGACACCUGUCGAAAUGGCCAUCAUGGUUUGGGUCUUUGGUUUAAUAUGGGUAGAAAUCAAACAGUUAUGGGAUUGUGGUCUUCAUGAUUACUGUUAUAACUUGUGGAACAUCUUGGAUUUCAUAACAAACUCUUUGUAUUUAUGUACAGCAGCUCUAAGAUUUGUAGCUUAUUAUCAGGUUCAAGCUGAGCUUCGCAACCCAUCCAGACGACAUUGGCCUCAGAUAGUCAGACGAGAUUGGGAUGCGUUCGAUCCAACACUGCUCAGUGAAUGUGUAUUUGCAACUGCAAACAUCUUUUCUUCACUUAAACUUGUUCAUAUUUUCACAGUUAAUCCUCAUCUUGGUCCACUCAAAAUAUCAUUAGGAAGAAUGGUUAUUGACAUUCUGAAAUUCUUUCUCGUUUACGCAUUGGUUCUCUUUGCUUUUGCUUGUGGUUUGAAUCAGCUGAUGUGGUAUUACUCUUCCAUGAGACAAACAGAAUGUGAGCAAUAUCGUAUAUGGUUGAAUGCUCCCAAGGAGAUAGCGCGCCCAGCUAAUUGGGAAAGCUUCAGGGAGUCUUGUGAUAUCAAGUAUAAAGCAUGCUCAAGCAUAUAUCAUACAUCUGAAACGCUGUUCUGGGCGAUGUUUGGACUUGUCGAUUUAUCUCAUUUUACUCUGAAGGAACCUCAUUUCUUAACGGAAUGGACGGGCAAGACCAUUUUUGGAAGCUACUCUUGUUGUGCAAUCAUUGUACUUCUGAACAUGUUGAUCGCUAUGAUGAGUAACUCAUAUCAGUAUAUUUCCAAUCAAGCCGAUGUUGAAUGGAAGUUCGCACGGAGCAAACUGUUCAUUGAGUACUUUGAUGAUACAGCCACCCUUCCACCUCCCUUCAACAUAAUACCAAGCCCAAAAAGUUUUUAUUAUGGAAUAAAAUGGCUAUGUGAUCGUUACUGUAAGUGUUCGAAAGCUAUCCAGGCGGGCAAACAGCGGAGUAUGAGGAACCAACGUAUUCUUCGAGAAGUGAAUGAUCGGGAAAAUAAUUAUCGUUUUGUGACUCGGAAUUUGGUCAAACGGUAUAUCGCUCAGAUGCAACGUGUUAAACAGCAGAGUGAAGGAGUGAGCGAAGAUGAUGUCAAUGAGAUUAAACAGGAUAUAAGUGCUUUCCGCUAUGAAUUAUUGGGUGUUUUGCGAAAUAACGGAUUCAAUACGGGGCACACAGACAUGAAUCAGAAAACAUACUCUCGAAACAAGAAAAGAUCCGCAAUGGCAGAGAGAAGGCUCAAAAAAGGAUUACCAGAGUUCAACAUUCCCGUUCCUGAAAGCUUCCAAACAACGGCGACUCGACGAACCAGUACGGUUCCUCUUAACAAUCAUAUAGAAGCAAAAGCUUCUCCAAUCAAGUUCAGCACAUUGAAUUGGAAAAAAUUGAAGAAAAAAGUCAGCUUCAAAUAUCCAAAUCGUCAGCUCAUGGAGCAAAAAAAUGCGAAAAAGAAAAGCAUGAGCUUUGACUGUCAAGCAGGUCCAUUACCUUCCACAUUUCUGACACAUCUUCCUAAUGAUACAAACCAUAAUUUAAAUAAAUAUAGAAGGAAUACGACGGUUAGUGGAACGACUGUGUCGGAUUUUGGGUCGAAAAAUGAGACGAAAAGUGAUACGGUCAUUCAGUUGGACACCGAUGACCUUCUUUGA
Messenger RNA from Auanema sp. JU1783, 2943 nucleotides. The record is from the annotation of a GenBank genome assembly. Lineage: Eukaryota; Metazoa; Nematoda; Chromadorea; Rhabditida; Rhabditidae.